AUGGCGUACGGCGACGACGACGAUUACGACCGCGCGGCGGGCGCGGGCGUGCCCAUGGGGUCGUGGACCACGGGGUGCUGCGCGUGCGCGGACGAAUGCGCCGGAGCGCUGUGCGCGUGCAUGUGUCCGUGCGUGGUGGUGGGGCGCAUUGCCGAGGUCGUCACUGACGGCUACACCGACGCGUGCGUGGCGGCGUGCCUCUUCUGCUGCAUGCAGCUCUGCUCCCUCGGCGCGCUCGGCUGCUGCUACUCGCACUUGUUCCGAGCGCGUCUGCGCCACAACUACAUGCUGCCAGCGGAGCCGUGCCCCGACUGCUGCGUGCAUGCGCUCUGCCUCUGCUGCGCACUCGCCCAGGAGCACCGCGAGCUCAGGAACCGCGGCUGGGACCCCCGCCUAGGCUUCCAUGAGAACGUGCGGAUAUUCCAGUCGCGAGGGCUGGCCCCUCCCCACCAGUGCAUGCUGCGCUGA
Closterium sp. Naga37s-1 is the source of this 468-nucleotide messenger RNA. NCBI's taxonomy places the organism in Eukaryota, Viridiplantae, Streptophyta, Zygnematophyceae, Desmidiales, Closteriaceae. The record is from the annotation of a GenBank genome assembly.